Messenger RNA from Trichomonas vaginalis G3, 501 nucleotides. RefSeq lists its product as uncharacterized. Bases 1 to 501 code for a protein of 166 amino acids. The record is from RefSeq and is a predicted model, not a curated record. Lineage: Eukaryota; Parabasalia; Trichomonadida; Trichomonadidae. The transcript has a single exon.
AUGAGCGGAGAGUUCCUUGAUAAACAAGAAGAUCUCGACGAACUCACUGCACAAUAUAUUGAGAGAAAUGGUGGAAAUAACUUAUUAUAUGCUGAAUAUCUUCGUAUGACAGCAGAUCUUGCAGCAGAAUCAGAUGCAACAGUUUUUAAUCAUCUCGAGCCAGAUAUUAAAUACACAGUUAACGAUAAAGCAUUUAUGGAAGCUUUAAAGUAUUGCAUUGCAUUUCUUAAGUCAAAUAAGAUGGUUGAAACUUUAGCCACAAUGAGAACCGAGUAUCCAGAACUUCCAAACAAAACAGGAUAUGCUAGACGUACUGAAAUUGAAAGAUCAUGGGAAAACAUGCUAGAAACAUCCCAUAAGCUCGGCCAGCGUAAAUUUGAGAAAACUGUUAAGAAUUUUGCUAAUGAACUUGGUUUAGAAGAUUACCAGCCAAAGAAAUUCAAGAAAUCUGCCGAACAAGCCUCAGAAGAAAAGAAACGUUCUCAUCAUCAUCACCAUUAA